AUGGACGCCUCGCAAAUUCAGGUCAAGGUCAUCUUCACCACUGAUGAGCAGGAUUUGCAACUCCCCGAGACCAAGAGACAAUUGCUCGUCCCAGCAGAUAUCAAGCGAUAUGGCCUUUCUCGAAUCCUCAACUCCGAGUCCAUGUUGGACACGUCCUCUCCCAUACCUCUAGAUUUCCUCGCCAACGGCACCUAUUUGCGCACCUCCAUCCAAGAUUACCUCCAGGCCAACGGUCUGUCGACCGAAAAGACUCUCAAGCUCCAAUACGUGCGCAGCUUGAUUCCGCCCGUCUACCAAGCCAGCUUUCACCACGACGACUGGGUCGGCAGCGUCGAUGUUUUAUCGGCCACGGCUCCCGCGGCAAAGGGCUUAGACGGCGCCGUUGCUGAUAGGGUUGCCAGCGCUUCGUACGAUGGCCUUGUCCGAAUCUGGAACCCCUCGGGCGACGCGAUUGCCACAUCGGGUGCCGGCCGAGGUGGUGGCCACACAGCCAGACUCGACGCUGUGCGGUGGCUGUCUCCCACUAAACUCGUCUCGGCCGGUUUGGAUAGGAAGCUUGUCGUGUGGGAUUACUCAGAGUCGGAGGACGGAGUCUCCGGGUCGUUGAAGCACAGCAUGGAACUCUGGGGCCACCAGAAGAAUGUCAAUGCCCUCGACGUCAACUGCUCGACAAAACGCAUACUCUCUGCUUCAUCUGAUGGCAGUGUUGGCCUCUGGACCUCGUCCAAGCGCACGGCUCCCCAGGCGGAGCCGGAAAGCCUGCCGAGUGCCCAUUCCUCCAAGCGUGCCAAACUGUCCGCUGCCGCGACAACGGCUCAGCGUGGCCCUCUGGCCAUGAUGCCCAUGCACGAUUCUCAGGUCACUGCCGCGAUAUUCCACCCCAACGAUGCAACUGUUGCGUAUUCCGCGUCGCAAGACCACACCGUCAAGACCAUCGACCUGACCACCCAGACGGAAGUUUCCAGAUUAACAACCAUGAACCCCAUCAUGUGUGCGGCUGCCCUGAAGAAUUCGCUCAUCGCAGCCGGCUCCUCCGCGAGACACAUUACUCUCCUGGACCCGAGGGAGUCGUCGGCCUCCACAGCAGCCAUGACCCUUCGAGGACACAUAAACAUGGUCGUGUCUCUAAGUCCGUCCCCCGAUAACGAAUACUCGCUGGUAUCUGGCUCACACGAUAGUACCUGCCGGGUAUGGGAUCUCCGAAGCGUACGCCAAGCUACCACAGAAGAAGGAAGAGGUGUGGUAAGCGAACCGGUAUACACGGUCGGCAGGGAAUGGCUCAGCGGCAAAAAGCUCCCCCCCGCCGGUGACGGCGCCAAGGUGCUGAGUGUUGUGUGGGACAAGUCAUGGGGAAUAGUCAGCGCAGGUGAGGAUAAAAAGGUUCAGAUCAAUAGGGGCAGAGGGCUCCUGGCUUCAUAG
Messenger RNA from Ustilaginoidea virens, 1419 nucleotides. RefSeq lists its product as uncharacterized. The coding region runs from base 1 to 1419 and encodes 472 amino acids. Gene Ontology annotation, molecular function: protein binding. Lineage: Eukaryota; Fungi; Ascomycota; Sordariomycetes; Hypocreales; Clavicipitaceae. The transcript has 2 exons. Gene Ontology annotation, biological process: ribosome biogenesis. Gene Ontology annotation, cellular component: preribosome, large subunit precursor. The record is from RefSeq and is a predicted model, not a curated record.